AUGUCAUCAAUUUCAUGCACAAACCUUGCACUAUUCACCAUUGCUGCACUUCUACUCCAGUUCAUCGGUCUCUAUCUUUUCGUCUUCAGUUUCUUCCCUGUCAAACCACUUCUCUCCGGCUACAGUCACUCUGAGAGUUUCCGACGCCCAACCUGUGAUGGCGUUGUUAAUGCAAAUCCGGACGAAGCGUCUCUGCCUCCAGAUCGAAUUCGGGAUUUGUAUCAGGAAGUAUCUGAGAUGCCUCCUACGUAUGAUCGCCUCAUCUUAAUGGUCAUUGAUGGUCUUCCAGCAGAAUUUGUGCUUGGCAAGAAAGGUCAGCCACCAAGCAAAGCUUAUAUGGAAGCUAUGCCAUACACUCAGUCAUUGCUGGCAAAUGGCACGGGUGUUGGAUAUCAUGCAGUAGCUGCAGCGCCAACAGUUACCAUGCCUCGUUUGAAAGCCAUGGUUUCUGGAGCAAUUGGGGGUUUCUUGGAUGUGGCUUCCAACUUUAACUCUCAGGCUUAUUUAGAUGACAAUCUUCUUGCACAAUUCUUUAAGAUUGGAUGGAAAAUGGUUAUGCAUGGUGAUGAUACAUGGCUGAAGUUAUUUCCUGGUUUCUUUGCACGGCAUGACGGAGUUAGCAGUUUUUUUGUUAAAGAUACUGUACAAGUAGAUCGCAAUGUGUCUAGACAUCUUGGGGAUGAACUUAGCAGGGAUGACUGGAAUUUUCUCAUACUUCAUUAUCUAGGAUUGGAUCAUGUUGGUCAUAUUGGUGGACGCAGCAGUGCAUUAAUGGCUUCAAAACUUUCUGAAAUGGAUGAAGUAGUGAAGAUGAUUCAUAGUAAUAUAGCAUAUGAUCAAGGGAAAACACUUCUGGUUGUAGUCAGUGACCAUGGAAUGACAGAAAGUGGUAAUCAUGGAGGUUCGUCGUACGAGGAAACAGACUCUCUAGCUCUAUUCAUUGGACCAAAAAAUCAUGCUUCUGACCACACAUUAUCCUAUCACGACACAAUUUUUCAGGUUGACAUUGCGCCAACAUUAGCUUUACUUUUUGGUGUGCCAAUUCCCAAAAACAAUAUUGGUGUUUUGAUCUCUCAAACGGUUGACUCUAUGACAGAUGAACAAAGUUUGAGGGCACUGCAGUUGAACUCAUGGCAGUUAUUCAGAUUACUUCAAGCACAAUUGCCUGACUUGUCUUGUAGAAAAUUUCCAUGUGAUGCUUUUAUUACUAAUAGUGGACCCACAAUUAGUGAAUGCAAAGGUAGCAAGGAGGAGUUGUUUUGUUGCUUGUAUUCAAAUGCUGCCACUCUUCAUGAUACCUGGAGGGCUGAAGCAGUCAUCAAGUCUAAUACUACUGAAGGCUACAACACCAUUGUUGCAGCAUAUCAUGAGUUUCUGAGCAGAGCAAGCGAGUGGCUAUCACACAAAGCAACUGAUAGACCAGUUAGUUUACUUGCUUUUGGAGUUGCUGCUUUGAUCACAUCAUGCUUGAUACUUCUGAAACUUCUAUUUGUUAUCAAUAAAGAAGUUCUUACUCUGGAGAUUCAAGAUGUUGAGAAUUAUACGAAGCCAUGGAAGUUGGAUGAAGGGUUCAUUUUCUUUGGCAUCCUGAUCCUUGUCAUUAGCAUGGGAUCAAGUUCUAUGAUUGAGGAAGAGCAUUACAUUUGGCAUUUUCUAACAUCCACAAUAAACUUAUUAUUUUUUCGGAAAGCAUUACAAUCGUUUGAACUUAACAAAGCAGUUGAUGAUCUCAUUUCACUAGGGAUAAAAAACUACACAUCAGGAUGCCAAAUUAGUUUGUUAUUCCUUACUCUUUUUUCUGGAAGAAUUUUGAAAGGCUGGCAUCAAGGUGGUGUGAACUGGACUAACCUUCCUGACAUUUCUACCUGGCUUGAGCAGGCUGGAAGUCAAUAUAUAAACCUGAUUAAGAUAGCAUCAUGUUUCAUGAUCAUCAUGUUGGGCAUAUUUGUAUUAUUUCUAUUGCAGUCCAAAACAAAAGUUGUAACGGUCAUUGGGUUCAGCCUUUUAAUGUCUAGUUUGUUGGUAUUGCAACAUUUUAUGAAACAUCAGGACAUGGCUGCCUCAUACAAUAAAGAUGCCACCUUUUCGGUUCAAGUUUUCUAUGCCAUUCUGGGAAUUACUACUGUUACAGUUGUAUUGGUUUUGCCGUGGAUUAUGCCUAUGAAAACUCGUGAAAUGUGCUCAAAAUGGAACCUCUACAUGUCUGCGGCUGUUCCUGCGGAAGUCCAUAAUAUGACACCAAUAUUUGUUUUAAAAGAUUCUUUGCAUGUUAUGGGGUGUGUGUACAUAACAUCAUGGUGUCUUCUGCAAUUGUUGCUUCAGCGACCAAUUAAUGCAAUGCCUUUGUUGUUGCUCAAUGUUCAAAUCUUGGCUUACAUGCUUGCCUUUUCUUCUUGUGGGUCACAUCAUAAGCAGUGGGUUGAGAUUACUGCAUUGUACAAUCUGGGAAUGGCAGGCCAUUUUGCUCUUGGGAACAGUAAUACGCUAGCUACCAUUGAUGUGGCUGGAGCUUUUAUUGGAAUUUCAAGUCACUCAACCUUCCUUUCAGGUGUUCUAAUGUUCAUCAUUACAUAUGCGUCCCCAAUGUUAUUCUUUUUUUCUUUGGUUCUGUACAUCUCUAUCAAGGUCAGAAUCUGUCCAUUAGUUACCGGCGGUGGAAAUUCUGGAGAAAUUCUCAAGUCUCUUCUUGGAUUUCCUUGCCUAGUACCACUGAGCAUAAACUCCAUUCUCUUGUCAGCAAACACAAUCGUCUUAGUGUUGAUGAGGAACCAUUUAUUUAUUUGGAGCGUUUUUUCCCCCAAGUACCUUUAUGUCUGUGCAGCAACUGCAUGUGUCUAUAUUGGGGUCUUCAUUGUCGUUGCAACCGUGAUUUAUACAUAUAUGGUACUUUUCUGGUUGAGAAAGAGCUUGUCCAUAACAAGCAAGGAAACUGUUACGUGA
This is a messenger RNA of Vicia faba (fava bean), 2940 nucleotides long. NCBI's taxonomy places the organism in Eukaryota, Viridiplantae, Streptophyta, Magnoliopsida, Fabales, Fabaceae. The record is from the annotation of a GenBank genome assembly.